Messenger RNA from Micropterus dolomieu (smallmouth bass), 2820 nucleotides. RefSeq names its product solute carrier family 39 member 1 (gene slc39a1). Gene Ontology annotation, molecular function: zinc ion transmembrane transporter activity. The record is from RefSeq and is a predicted model, not a curated record. Gene Ontology annotation, cellular component: plasma membrane. The transcript is spliced from 4 exons. The coding region runs from base 179 to 1081 and encodes 300 amino acids. Lineage: Eukaryota; Metazoa; Chordata; Actinopteri; Centrarchiformes; Centrarchidae. Gene Ontology annotation, biological process: zinc ion transmembrane transport.
AGAUGAACAGCAGCACCACUUUCUAAAUAACAACAUUACGGUGGCUGCUUGUCUCAGUGAAACGCUUAUCUUGGUAUCGGUUAGCAAGCAACAACCUUCGGCUUGGUUCACAGCUAAUCAUAUGAUUGCACAUUUAGGAAGCGAACCUCACAAUUGAACUGACAGUUUAUGCUACAAAAUGGACUACUUGCUUCAGGUGAAAAUAGGCGCUCUGAUCGGUUUAUUGCUUUUAACACUUCUUUUUGGAUUUAUCCCCGCUAAAGUGAGAUGGUUCAGAGAUACAAACGGCACAGAAACCCACCGCACAGUUCUGAGUCUGAUCAGCUGUUUCGCCGGUGGGGUUUUCCUGGCAGCAUGUCUCCUCGAUAUCAUUCCAGAUUAUCUGUCAGACAUCACCGCUGAGCUGAAUUCCCGGAAGGUGGAGACCAGUUUCCCACUUCCAGAGUUCAUCAUGGCAGCCGGUUUCUUCACGGUCCUCAUACUGGAGAGGAUUGUCCUGAACUGUCGGGAGAUGGGAGUGGCUCAGGAGGAGAGGGCUCCCCUUAUGCCGGACAACAGAAAUGGACACGGCCAUGGAAUAAGCCCUGAUCUGGAGAGCAGCGGCCACCACGUCCAUGUUGACUUUCAGGCUCACUCCCCAUUUCGUUCCUUCAUGCUCUUCCUCUCCCUCUCGCUCCACUCAGUUUUUGAGGGUCUUGCUAUCGGCCUGCAGAACACUGACUCAAAGGUAUUAGAGAUCUGCAUUGCUAUACUUGUCCACAAGAGCAUCAUAGUGUUCAGUCUGUCUGUGAAGCUGGUCCAGAGUGCAGUUCGUCCAUUAUGGGUGGCUGCUUACAUUGGAGUGUUCGCCAUGAUGUCACCUAUAGGCAUCGCCAUCGGCAUCAGUGUGUUGGAGGCUCAGCUGGCAGCUGGAGCACUAAUCCAGGCUGUCCUGGAGGGGCUUGCCGCAGGGACGUUUGUUUACAUCACCUUUCUAGAGAUCCUCCCACACGAACUCAACUCCCCCGGGAAGCAGCUUCUGAAGGUGCUCUUCAUCCUGCUGGGCUUCAGCAUCAUGGCAGCUCUGACGUUUUUGGGCUGAGAGUAGUUGUCAAAUAAGCCAGUAUGCUGGGAUGUGACCUGGGUGCGUUGUGCCAACAACUGCAGCUUCCACAAGGGUUUGUGGGUGAAGUAGAGUUUUAAUGUCAAAGGGAGCAUGGCAACAAAUGCAGGUAUUUUAUUUCUUCCAACAUACUUUUAAAAUAUUCAUAAAAAGCAGUCCAGUCACUAUGUGCAUAUAUAAUUUCUCUUUUAGAUGAUUUUAUUUAAAGAGGAAACACUUACUGCAAUGAUAAGUUUGUUGAAUGACUAACUGAAGCACAGAGGGAAGAACUGGCCUCAUUUAUCACUGGCCUUGUUUCAACAUGCUUUGGACCUGCAAACAAACGUCCUCUGACCUUUGACACUAUUGAGGAAACCACUGGAAACAAAGGGCUGCGUUACAUGUAUAUAUACUUUGUAAUUAAGCCAAUAAUGUCUGGAUAUCAAUACUUCCAGAUCUUUAAUGUUUACAUUUUAUUUGAAACAAAUUCAAUCAGGAAGAUUCUUCUUUCCAGAAAGCACUCUUUGUGUCUUCACUUUUGUCGAAGUAUUUCAUAUGAUACGUUCUUCACUACAGGCUUAGCUGGAUGGUUGGCCUUGUAAUUAAUGGAGUUUCCUCUGACCCAGAUUUUGGUAAAUACUGGCAUUUUAGUGCAAUGAUUUUACAGUAGUUUCUUUCAUUAGGCUGAUUUUACUUCUCAUUACAAACUGGAUCAGAAAUCCAGUAAUUUGUCCAGUAAACUAGUGUAAAUGUAAAACGGACCUUGAUGCCUUAUUGUAUGCCAAAAAAGGGGGGGGGUGUCAAUGAUGAGGAAAUAUGUGGGAUUUCAUUUUAUUAGAACCUGUGAUUAUCUCCACAAAUGAAUGAAAUGUAACUGGCUUUUAACAACCCCCUUUUUAAACAAGCUGAUCACUAUUAUUAUUACUAUAUGUUGACCUUUUUCAUAGUUUGCCCCAUUCGUUUUGCCACUUUGCUUUAUUAAAACGCGUCUUUGUAGAGUGCUUUUAGUUCUCUAUUUUGAUUGUAGACAAAUACAGAACCUUUAAAUGUACCAGUGCACAUACUUGUAUUUGCAUCAGUUAAACAAACCAAGCAGGACACUACAGUACAGCACAUUGGGCCAAAACUGUAUUUUUCAUGGUGUACAUGUAAAGUGGCUAUAACAAAGAAUGGAGUAGGGGAAAAACAAGAAACAGUAUAGCACAGUUAACAAACGGUUCUUUAUAACUUUCAGCCUUCUUACACUCAGAGUCAACUAGUUAAGCCCAUGUGUGCAGUUACAGCUGUAAACUCUCUGUUUAGUCUCAAUUCCUGUUUUAGUCUGUCAUGAGAUUGUCACAUUGUUUCCUCAUCAGGAAAAAUAGCAGAAAAUUGGAUUUUGUGUGGGUUGGUGUCAUGUAUCGGCAAAAACGUUUUGUGAAUGCCACUUCAAAUAUGGGAUUGUGUGCAUAUUUGCACAUCAUCAGCAUUUCUUCCAUUAAAGUUUAUCGGAUAAACACUAGUGAAACUCGUAUGAUAGAACUAUUCCCCAAAAGAAAUGCCGUUGCUCCAACUGCAGUGUUAAUGUGCUUUUUGUCAGAACACCAACCUGUGAAUUGUAACAUAAAAAGUAAUUUGUUUGUAAAGACCAAUCAACCACCUUUUUGCAAGUAGACUUACAUGUAUUAUUUUGUGCCUUAUUGUUAUUCAUACUUUGUUGUCUGUUACAUAAACUUGAUUUAGAGUAAAGAUGAAAGGAA